UGCGCCGCCGGCUACCCAAACAGACGUGCGCGCCGUCGCUCGCUCCGCAACUGAGUUCCGCGCGCCCGCGCUCUCGAUAUGAGCUCCGGCAAGAGGAAGCUCUCGUUCCUGGGCUUCGCCCCGCAGGAGGCGAGCACCGCCAGCGGGCCGGACGAGGUGCGGCUGGACGAGGAGAUGGACCGCGUGGUGUGGGGCGACGCGGCGCCGCGCCUGCCCGCCGCCGCCGGCGAGCCGCGCCGCGACAGCGCCGCGCCGCCGCCCUACUCCGUGCGCGAUGGAGUGACUUCGAGCAGCUCCGAGCUGUCGCAGCCGCCAGUCAGCACCGGUUCUGAGCAGCAGACAUCGGGCGGCGCGUGGUCCGGCUCGGGGUCCGGCGGCAGUCCGCGCGAGGCCGACGAGCGGCACGUGCAGUUCGACGGCGAGCGCGCCGAGCGGCCCGACCUCGCAGACACCUUAGACGACGCCGACGAGGAGCGCCGAGCACAGCGUAACAUCAAGCACCUGCACCCGCACAAAGCACGCAAAUACUCCCUGCAAGAGGGCGCUCGCGGUGGUGGUGAGCGGCGCGUCAGCAUUGAGCCGGUCGAGGAGCCGCUGCCCGAGGCAGACGCCGAGCAGCUGCACGCGCACCGCAGCGACGACCCGCGCGCGCUGCGCCGCCACAAGAUCCAGCCGCGGGGUUCAACAGUUCACGUAGGCCGCAAGGAUGGUGGUGAUAAAGUACAAAAUAUAUUAUCAGAUGCCGCCUACAAAAAGAUGUACGAUCACAGCCCGCAUUCGGUUUUCGUGCAACUGGAUGAGCUGCUGGCUACGGAGGACGGCGAGGCUGAGUGGAAGGAGACAGCGCGUUGGAUCAAGUAUGAGGAGGACGUGGAAGAGGGCUCAGCCCGUUGGGGUAAGCCGCACGUGGCCUCCCUGUCAUUCCACUCGCUGCUCAACCUACGGCGCUGCCUCGAGACCGGCGUCGUGCUGUUGGACCUGGAUGAGAAAGACCUGCCCGGGGUCGCGUACAGGGUCGUGGAGAGCAUGGUAGCGGAAGGCCUGAUCGAGGAGGAUGACAAGCCGGUGGUGAUGCGUUCGCUGCUACUGCGGCACCGGCACGUGCACGACGAUCGCUUCCGGUUCUCCAUUAGCGGCAAAAAGCACUCCUCAUACACGAGCUUGCAGUCGCUGUGGCUGGACGAGGGCGCGCUGGCGGGGGCGCGCGCGCGCUGCUCCGUCUGCAGCGCCACGGCCGCCUGCCGCCGCCACAGCACACACCUCAUCAACUUGGCAGACCCGCGGCGGCGGCGCAGCUCGUACGCUUUGCCGCUGGAGCGCGCCGAGGUCCGCAAGAAGUCUUCGGCGGGCGGCCUGGAGCUGCGCGAGGUCGAGUACCUGGCGGGCGUAGACGCGGCGGCCGGCUCACAGGACGAGUUGCGGCGUCCACACCACGACUCCAUACUGAAGCGCAUCCCCGGCGAUGCCGAAGCCACCACCGUACUCGUGGGUGCUGUGGGCUUCCUCGAGCAGCCCACGAUCGCGUUCGUGCGCCUCGCCCAAGGAAUCCUCAUGCCUUCCAUUACAGAGGUGCCCGUCCCGGUGCGGUUCAUGUUCAUUCUUUUGGGUCCUAGCGGCGCCGACCUUGACUAUCACGAGGUGGGUCGCUCCAUUUCCACACUCAUGUCCAACCCGGCGUUCCACUCCAUCGCGUACAAAGCGGAUGACCGGCGCGAGCUGUUGUCUGCCAUCAACGAGUUCUUGGACGACUCCAUCGUGCUACCUCCCGGGGACUGGGAGCGCCAGGCUCUUCUGCCCUUCGAAGAGUUACGCGCCAAGAGCGAGAUGAUCCGACGUCGGAAGCGUGAUGCUUUGGAGCGCAAGCGUGCGGCUGGCGAAGUGCCCGCGCCCCUCGACGAGAAGAAGGCGCUACUGGCCGCGGAGGCGGGUGGCCUGCCGAGCAAGGAGCCGGAUGAUCCGCUGGUUAGAACUGGCCGCUUAUUCGGAGGUGUGUUACGUGACAUGAAGCGACGCUAUCCCUACUAUUUAUCGGAUUUUCGUGACGCACUGAAUGGUCAGUGUGUGGCAGCCACCAUCUUCAUGUACUUCGCGGCGCUCUCCUCCGCGAUCACGUUCGGCGGUCUGCUGGCCGAGAAAACGUACGGCAGCAUCGGCAUCUCUGAAACUUUGGUGUUCACGUGCGCUGGCGGCGUGCUGUUCGCGCUGGUGGCGGGGCAGCCCAUGAUGAUUACAGGUGCCACGGGGCCGCUACUACUGCUGGACGAGUCACUCGCCAACUUUUGUCACUCGAACAACUUCGACUUCCUGACGGCGCGCAUGUACUGCGGCAUCUGGAUGAUUGUCAUCGCACUCGCCGUUGCCUCCGCGGAAGGCAGUGUGGCCGUCAAGAAGAUCACCAGGUUCACUGAGGAUAUCUUCGCUUUCCUGAUCUCACUAAUCUUCAUUGGAGAGCCGGUGACCAGCCUCAUCAACGUAUUCCGUGCCCAUCCGUUGGGCAUCGACUAUGCCGCAGCCGCCGCCAACGUGACUGUCGUCACCAACUCCACGCUGCCAGUGGGUGCAGGUAACGCGACGCUGGCGCCGGCGGCGGGCGCGCGCAUGCCGCCGCAGCCCAACACGGCGCUGUGGUGCACGAUGCUGACGCUCUCCACCUUCAUCAUUGCCUACUACCUCCGCAUUUUCCGCAACGGCAAAUUCCUCGGCCGCAGCGCUCGCCGCGCUCUCGGUGACUUCGGCGUGCCCAUUGCGAUCGUGCUGAUGGUGGGCGUGUCGUGCGCCGUGCCGGUAUGGACGGAGACACUGCGCGUGCCCGAGGGACUCAGCCCCACGGCCCCGCGCUACUGGCUCGUGCCGCUCAACAAUGGGAUCGGCACCAUUCCCGCCUGGGCCGCCUUCGCGAUGGGCCUUCCCGCGCUCAUGGUCUACAUAAUCGUCUUCAUGGAGACCCACAUAGCCGAGCUGAUCAUUGAUAAACCGGAGCGGAAAUUGAAAAAGGGCAGUGGUUUCCACAUGGAUAUCGUGAUCAUGUCGGCGGUGAACGCCAUGUGCGGACUGUUCGGCGCGCCGUGGCAGUGCGUGGCCACCGUGCGGUCCGUCAGCCACGUGUCCGCGCUCACCAUUAUGUCCACCACGCAUGCUCCCGGUGACAAGCCGCACAUCGUCGAGGUCAAAGAGCAGCGGCUGACGGGGCUGCUGGUGGCGCUGCUGGUGGGCAUCUCGGUGCUGGCAGCGCGUUGGCUGCGACUCGUGCCCAUGGCCGUACUGUUCGGAGUCUUUCUGUACAUGGGCAUUUCAGCGCUCGGUGGAAUCCAGUUCUGGGACCGCUGCAUUCUCUUACUAAAGCCUGUCAAACAUCACCCGCAAGUUCCUUACGUCAGACGGGUCCCGACGCUGAAGAUGCACUUGUACACACUGAUCCAAGCCGCGGGCUUGGCCGUGCUGUACGCUGUCAAGUCGUCGCGGUUCUCACUGGCCAUGCCGUUCUUCUUGGUGAUGAUGGUACCUCUGCGAAUGUCCCUCGCCUACGUGUUCACGCCGUUGCAACUCAGAGCGUUGGAUGGCGCCCAAAAAGACAUCGACAAGGACGACGAACCCGAUUUCUACGAAGAGGCGCCGCUGCCGGGCUAGAGACCGGCUCCGCACUGACACUAUGCCUGAGACGAUGUAGCAGGCUUCAAAUUAUUUCUUCCUACGUCUCUACAUCUAUUUUUUCACUCUCUGUGAUUUGUACGAAAGUUGUAUAUAAUAUUUCCAAAUAUGCCAGUCAGACUGCGCUAAUAUAUUUUUGUAAUAUAGACUUACAGGUACUAUGUUAUAGAUCCGAAAACAGGAUUUAGUUAUGUGCUAUGUUGCCUGCACUAGGCCCACCAUUGAUAUAGAAGCUAGGUUACUUGUACUUGCAACCAAAGACCCUUAGAGCAUUCCGGUAAUAAUGAUAAUAUGCAUGUUUGACACGAGUACAGUACUCGUGCCGCAGUAUGUAUAGCGCACUGGCGCUCGCAACUACCAGUCAGUGGCCAGUUAGUGCAGGACCACAAUUAUUUCAUUUUCGUAGAUUUUGGUCGUACUAAUGUACAUUGUACAGUAUUAAUUUAUACUACUUGUAAUAGUUACCAUUGAUACGUAACGUAGGUACUUAAUGAUAAGUAAUUGUGAUAUGUUUAUUGCUAUAAAGUAAAAAGAUGAAAUGGCAUAGAUAAAUUUAUUAUUUGAUUCGGUUGCCGUUGCACGGUUGGCGCAGUCGAUUCUCGCCUCGUGUCGCUCGGGCUCUGGUGAAGCCGGAAACUAAUAUCUACAGUCUAACAUUGGACCGUGGGAUUACCGUUAGUGGAUAGUUUCGGGUUCAUUGUUGUAUUUACAUUUACUUAAAUUUGUUUAAAACUGUGCCCAGCUGCCGAAUACAAGUUAGUAGGGAAAUAGUCAUCGCACAUCGUCUUAGUAAGGAAAUGAUUGUCCGUUUACUUGAGCCCGUCACAGACAUGGCAACCUCUAUUCUACACACUGCAGCUGUACUAUUACAUUAUUUGUAUUUUCUGUACAGUGUGCUGAAGUUGAGACUGAUAUAAGUGUGUUCUACCAAACAAUCGCUUCAUGUUUAUACUGUUUGUUCCCCACUACAACUACAACUUAGUACAUCUUACUCACCACACGAGUGUGGUGAAUCAAAAAUGUACCAAUGGGUGCCUACUCAUUUAAAUACUAGCUUUUACCCGCGGCUUCGCUCGCAUCACAAAAGGAUAAAAAGUAGCCUAUGUGGCUAUCCAUCCC
Spodoptera litura is the source of this 4767-nucleotide messenger RNA. It is a transcript of the gene Ae2, whose product is annotated as anion exchange protein Ae2. Gene Ontology annotation, cellular component: plasma membrane. Lineage: Eukaryota; Metazoa; Arthropoda; Insecta; Lepidoptera; Noctuidae. The record is from RefSeq and is a predicted model, not a curated record. Gene Ontology annotation, molecular function: monoatomic anion transmembrane transporter activity; solute:inorganic anion antiporter activity. Gene Ontology annotation, biological process: transmembrane transport; monoatomic anion transport; regulation of intracellular pH.